AUGCUAUUCUUAUUGUUACUACCAUUACUUACUUACGGAUUGAAUACAAAAGCCAAAUGCAUAAUAGAUCCACUGACUAAUUCUUGCGAUCAUUUAACUAUUUAUUUCUAUCCUUCAUAUCCAAUUCGAAUAAAUUCAAUCAUCUAAUUAACAUUACCUUUUACCAUUCAAGGGUAAGAAUAACUACUUCUUACUUCGUUUGACGAGUCAACUGUUGCCUUAUUAACAUUAACAGGAAGUACACAUUUUACAGUGACUUAAAUAUUACCUGAAAAUACUUGGUAUAAAUGCAAUUUAACAUUGUCUACAGUAUUAUCUAAGAAAUAGAAAGGAAUAGGAUAAUUCUAAAUGAAUAUUGUAGCAUCAGAAUACUCAAAUACUUUAAUAUUAGAAUAAGGCCCUUAAAUUCCUCUUACAUAUUCAGUCAUCAAUUAAAUUUAUAAUCCACCAUCAAUAACUCCAAUAGCAACAGUGAUCCCAUCUUCAUCUGGAACAUUAUGCGUAACUUCUGAUUGGGGAUUUACAUUAAAUAAAAAUAUUGUUAGAUAGCAAUAAUCAAUGACUUUCAGUCUCAGUUAUGAUACUACUAAUGAUAGAUUAGAUGUAAUACUUACUAUGGUUGAUUUAAAUAGUGGAUUUAUAUUUCAUAGAGAAUGCUAUUUUUCAGGACCUGAGGUAGCCAAGUUUGCUACUGAAUGUACAUUAAAAUAAACAGGAUCUAAACUUACAUUUUAAUUAAGAAGUUAAAACUCAGUACUUUUAAAAUAAUAAACUGAAUAUCUAAUUGAAUUUUUCGUAUCUCAUUAAGGAGAUACAAUUACAGCAAGCACCUUUACAGUGGAAAUUUAUCAUGAUACUCAAUUGAUUGAUUAAUGCUAAUCUACAAAAACAUUUUUAAUUGAUGAAACAGACAUGCCUACUUCAUUAUUUCAAAUAAGUGAGGUGGAACUAUAUUUAGAUACACCUAGUAUUGGAGUACCAACAUUUAUGGGUGUGGCAUUUAGACCCAAAAAUAUAUAAAUAGAUACACUUAUUAGAAUUGAAUUAGGAUUCUUAAGUUAUGAUUAAUUAAAUUGUUAAGUCUUUUAACUUGAAAUAGAUACACUUAUGCCUUCAUUAUCAUUUUCCCAUUAUUCCUAUGAUUCUUAAAACCUUUAUUUUUAUUCAAACAAAUACAAACCUGAUCAAAUUUAAUAUAAAUAUAGUGUCAAUUGCACUGGAAUUACAAUCUUGUAGACUACUAAUAAAAUAUUUAGAGUUAUAUAUGAAGAUAUGUAUCAUACAAUAAUCUAAUAUUUUCAAAUCCGUCAACCACCAAGGUUACCAACUGAUACCUAGACUUAAUAGGCUUCAUUAUAGAUUGUCAAAAAUAUAGAAUUGAUAUCUAAGAAAUUUAAUAAUCCUUUGGUUAGUAGUAUUAUAUCGAUAAAAAUUGUUCCUAUUUAUGGAAUUUAUAGAGUAUUAAUAGAAUUUCCAUCUUCUUACACUACAAAUAUAAUAAAAUGUGUAAUAAAUGAAACAUCCUCUGUAUUUUGUGAUUAGGAUUCUCUUAAUCCAAAAAGAUUAAUAGUUUAUUUAACAAAAUAUCAUGAUAGUGAACUAAUUAAAGAUCCAUUUAAUCUCACUGUUUAUGGGAUGAUUAAUCCAUUGGAAUUAAAUUAUAAUAGUCGAAUAUGUGUAAUUUUGGAUGAUGAUAACAUAUUGACACCUUUACUGUUUGGAAAUGAAGAUAAUUUAAAUGGGAUAACAUAAUUUGAAUAUCUUGAUGACUAUGUUAAUACAAAUAUUUACAAACAAUUAUCGACUAGUGAUUUUAGAUUUUCUCAAUCUUAAGCUAGGGCUUAUGAUUAAUAUUUAAUUGGUAAUAUUACUUUUUCAAUGGGAAGCAUUAACGAAAUAAAUAAAUUAUAUUUGCGAAUAUCAGAUUAAUACACAAUAUAUGAAUUGAAUUGUUAACUUAUAAAAGUAGGUGAUCAACAAUUGAAUAAUUAUAUUAGUGCGUGCAACUAAAAUUAAAAUUAUAUUGAGAUGGAUCUGAUUACAGAUACAGGCAAUAUUAGAUUUAGUCAACAAUAUUAUUUAAAAAUAUCAAAUUUCAGAACAUAAGAUUUAAUAUCAAUAGAUUAAUAUGCUGUUUUGUAACCUAUGAUUUAACUCUUCUUAGCAUACGAUGAUAAUAUAAUUUCAUUAGAAAAUUAAGUGAAUGGAUCAUUUGUGAUGAAAAAUUAAAAAAUACCAUUUUACUGGUACAAUCUAGAUGCAAAUGAUUAGUUUACUAGAUUAGAGGUGCAACCAGGAUUUGAGGAUACAAAAACAUAUAAAAUAUAUCUUAAUCAUUUUGGACUUGAAAGAUUGUAUUUAGGUUUAGGAGAUGUUUCAGAUAGAUUCAAUUGUACAAUUAACUUAUAGUUACCAACAAUCCAUGAAGAUAUUAUUGUCUUUGGUUAGAGCAGUAAGUAUGCCAAACAAUCUUUUAGUAGUCAAACUAUCACCUAACCUAAAUACAUUGUCAAAUCAAUGACCGAUGAUACAUUCUAUGAAACAAUUAAGGAUACUGAAUUGGUAAUUAAUCCUGGAGAUAGUGGAUUCAUAUUCAGUGUAGCAUCAAAAUCAUUAAUAAAUAUCAAAAUUAGAGUUCAAAUAAAAUAUACUAUUUCAUUUCCUGAUCGUAAUUCAUGGAAUCCUAUUUAUUAUUAUAAUCCAUUUACAGAAAUUCCUGUUUUAUAUUUAGAAAUUAUUAAUAAAGGUUGUGAACUAAUUCCUCAAAAGUCUACAUACGAUUUACCCAUUAAUGGUUAUACGCAUCCUAUAAUAAUCGAUUCAUCUGAAUGUAUUCCUAUUUUUGAUACCAAACUGAAUGUUACUAUUUAAGAUAACAAUAAAUUAUAAUUAGUUCCUAUUUAAAUGAGUAUAUCAAGAUAUAGAUUUGAACUUAUUAAAAGAACAACUCGAAAGGCUCCAGAAUAUAGCUAUAUUUUUUAAAUCAAAGCCACCAAUGAAACUCUUCAA
Messenger RNA from Paramecium tetraurelia, 3009 nucleotides. RefSeq lists its product as uncharacterized. The record is from RefSeq and is a predicted model, not a curated record. NCBI's taxonomy places the organism in Eukaryota, Ciliophora, Oligohymenophorea, Peniculida, Parameciidae. The transcript is spliced from 2 exons. The annotation marks the transcript as partial.